AUGGAGCAGCCAGGCAAAAGAUGGCCCAUAGGUCAAGCCCCGGCCACGAGGCAUGCCUUCGAGCCCCACUUCUUGGUUCCAGAGGGGGGCUCAGUGAACACCGUCCAGGCAAAGGAAACUGAGGUUCAUGUAUACUUCAUCGUCAUCAUCAGAACUAUUUACAUGUUCUGUGUCCUCGCUCUGGUCUGUGAUGACUACUUUGUCCCUUCCCUGGAGAAGAUUUGCGAGCAUCUUCAUCUCAGUGAGGACGUGGCAGGUGCAACCUUCAUGGCUGCAGGCAGCUCUGCUCCUGAGGUUUUCACAUCCAUCAUUGGGUUAGGAUACAGGUGUGAGUCGCUUGUCUUGGUUCUGAUGUACGCCAUCUCCAUCAUCAUUAUGAAGUUUAACUACAGAGUGCAAAGUUACCUCAACAAUCGUAACAGGAGCUCAGUGAAUCUGAUCAAUGGGUUGACAGGAAGCACUGACCUGGAAGAAAUUACUUGUGAUGCUAACGCAGUCCUGCUCAAGAAAGGUAACUUCCAAUAUAACCCAGCCGUACUGAUGGUAGAUAAGCUCAUGUUUGCAUACCCACACCAAAUGAGUUUCUGCGAGGCUGGCAUGAGGAUCAUGAUCACCAGUCAUUUCUCCCCAAGAACCCGCCUCACAAUGGCCUCUCGGAUACUUAUCAAUGUGGCAAACGGUCUCUACGAGCAGUUCCACCGCUCCAUGGAAGCAGCCUUGCGUGCCAGCUUGACGGACGGCAACUGGUUGGAUAAGCUUCUGUGGGUCAUGCUCAGCUUCAGGCCCCAAGGAAGGACUGACCUCCUCGUCCUUAGGGCCUUGGCCCCUUUACUCAAUCGACUGUACGGCCCCGCCCCCCCUUGGCCCCUGCAGUGCACACCCGCUGGGGUCGGGCCAUCGUCCCGCCACGGCACAGAGAUUUUGACUGCCGAAGGAAGUGAAGACAUCUCUGGUCUGGGAGAUAUGGCUUUCUCCAACUCGAUCGGCAGUAAUGUCUCUGACAUCCUUAUGGGGCUGGGCCUGCCCUGGGCAUUGCAAACACUCUGCAUAGACUACGGCUCCAAUGUCCAUCUCAACAGCAGGGGACUCAUAUUCUCUGUUGGACUCUUACUGGCCUCAGUCUUCUUCAUUGUCGUGGGGGUUCAUUUGAAUAAAUGGACUUUGGACUGGAAAUUGAGCCUAGUCUGCCUCGUCACGUAUGCCAUCUUCCUUUGUUUCUCUAUCCUCAUUGAGUUCAUCGUUUUCAUCUUCGUCAACCUCCCAAUGUGCCGAGACAUCCACUGACCUUGCUCUUCCUCUAUUCUUUAUUCUUUUGGCAAAUGGAAGGAGAAGCCCCAUUUUCCUCUUGGCCCGAAAGUUGAUAUAUCUUUGGUGCAAUGCACACCAGCGACAAUUGUGGUGCGUUGUGUAAUAGUCUCAACAACAACAAUUACUGCCAGAAAAUUUUUAAUGCACUAAAUGCUUGAAUGAAAGGAACUUAAUUUUAUUAUCACCAACAGUUAGCCUGCCAUUGGUGAAGAAGCUGCUUGUGUCAUUCCUUCACCGAAUGAGAAACUGAACUUGGGUUUUAGUUGGCUUGUUUGUUCCUGUUUGUGAUGAGUUUUGUAUAAAACCACAUAAAGAAGGUAUUGUUUGUUUGUUAAACCAGAACAAAACAAAACAAAAAGAAAAAACCUUUUUCUCUGUAUGUAUGAAAACUGACAGUUGCUGUAAUUCUCUUAUGCAGAUAUUGUUUAUCCAACGGCAGUUAUCGUUCUUAACUUGAGUGCAGUACAGUGGUUAAUUAUGCCAUUACUAUCAUUCACUACAAUUUUCUUUAGUAUUUCUCCUGUCUUUUUCAGAUGAUACGGCCGUGGUAUUUGGCUCUUGGACAACUCUUCUGAUUUUUCAUUUAACUCCCCUGUCUGAAACCUUGGAAGGAGCAAAUAAUCUAGGCAAAUUUAUUGCGGCAUGAUGGCUUUCGACUGACAUAAAAAGUUUCUUUCGGCUUUCGGUUGUCUUAGCUUUCCAUGCCUUUAUGCACCAUUUGUUCAAAACCCUGUGCUAUCUGACAUUUUUACACAUAACUUCUUUUCUGAUCUUAUUUUUUUUUUUUAUGUACGGAUUACUUGGGUUGUUCCCAACAUCUGGUCAAGCUUUCAGGUCAAUAGCACUUUUGGCAAAAUAUUUUUGAGAAAAAAAGGUGAUGCAUUUCAGCCACUUUAUACUGUCUCUUUAAGUCAGUGUCAAUGAUCCAAAUCUUGUAUUAUCAACCCUUAUAGUUUAAGAUUUCUAUAUAGCAAUGCUUGUGGUCUUUUCCUGCUUAUGUUUGAGCCUAACAUUUUUUGAACUAAGUGUUGCCACUUUCUCCAUGUUCUUUAAAUGCAAUAUAAAAUAUGUCACUGAUUUUUAGCUUUGAAGAGUCUUAAUAUUAAAUUUCUUACCAAUAUGUAUGGGACAUUUUGUUGCCAAGUUAAAGCAAGCAGUAAGGUUAAGCAUUCUUUUGCUUCUUUGUUACACAAAAAAAAAAAGUCUUUUUGGGAUUUUUAUAUUCAUGUAUCAUACAGAAGAGCAAAUAUAAAUGCUGCUUGGUAUGCAUGACUUUUUGAAUACAAAAAAUGUUGUGACCUAAUUUUAAUUUACUUCCAGCACUGUUGUUCCUGUUCUUUGUAUUUCAAAGCAAUAUGGUUCCAUAAAAUGUGUUACAAUAAUGCUGAACAGUUAAUUAUAUUAACAUUCAUUUGUAUGUAAGUUAAUUUGUAGCUAAUCAUUUGCACUGUAAUGACACACCAAUGUUGCGUUUCAAGAUACAUCACAAAAUUUGAUCCAAGGUUUGAUACACAAUUUUUACUGGGCAGGGGAAUAUAAAAUGUAAAAAAAGAUUGUGAUUGCAAAAACUGGACUAUUUAUUAAAAUAUUACUAAUUAUACAUAGUGGUUACAAACUGACCAGUUAGCGCAUCGGCUUCACUGUUCUGAGGAUUGGGGUUCAAUUCCCAGCCCCGCCUGUGUGGAGAUUGUAUGUUCUCCCAUGCCUGCGUAGGUUUUCUCUGGCCACUAUGGUUUCCUCCCACAUCCCAAAAACAUGCAACAUUAAUUGGACACUCUAAAUUGCCCCCCUCACAUUCAACAUAUAUUUAAUUUAUUACAAAAGCAAUACAUUUAAUGUUCAAAAUGAUAAACUUUAUUUUUAGCAAAUAAUCAUUAUCUUGGAAUUUUAUGGCUGUAAUCUGUUCCAAAAAAAGCUGGGACGGGUGGCAACAAGAUGGUGAAAGUUGAGGAAUAUUCAUAAAACACCCGUUUGGAACAUCGAACAGCUGAAAAGGCUAAAUGUGAGUCCUGGUGAGAGGAUGCCUCGUGGAGCUUUGGAACAAUUCAGCCAAUUAGUUCAAGAAAGGGUUAAUUUCUUGAAGCUUCAUGUGCACAUGAAACCACUUGCUGGCCAUGGGUGUAAUUACAGGCAUCUGUUUCUUCAUGUGUUAAGCAUUUAAUUAUGACAUCUGUUUUGGCUUUUG
Molecule: messenger RNA, 3493 nt
Organism: Syngnathoides biaculeatus (alligator pipefish)
Lineage: Eukaryota; Metazoa; Chordata; Actinopteri; Syngnathiformes; Syngnathidae
Product: sodium/potassium/calcium exchanger 3-like
Exons: 14
Coding region: 1-1284 (427 amino acids)
Biological process (GO): intracellular calcium ion homeostasis; calcium ion transmembrane transport
Cellular component (GO): membrane
Molecular function (GO): calcium channel activity; calcium, potassium:sodium antiporter activity
Source: RefSeq, a predicted model, not a curated record